UGCGGUUCGUGGGUUCAUUUGACGGUUUGACACAUUGUGAAGACGCCAUGGCCGAAAAAGCAGUGAUAUGUGAAGCGAUCAAAGCCCAAGGCGAAGUGGUUCGGAAGUUGAAGGCAGAGAAGGCCAGUAAAGACCAGUGCUAGGGUUGCUUACCACUUUUCUCCUGUUCUCCCUGCCGGGCUCUGGAUGAUCACCACCAACAUAACUGAACCGGCCUCCCAUUUCGUUCAUCAACACCAUCACCUGCUACAAACUUGUUUGCAUCACACCUGGGAAUACAUUGGACAUUUUUUGCAACUCCCUUCCUGGUUCUGCCACCUCUGACUUUUUUGAUGGGUUGCUGCUGGCUCCUGGACAAUACCGUUGGACAUUGUCCUUCUGGAAUAUACCGCUGAAAAAACGUUGGUUCACCAACAACCAAACUUUUUUAAUUUAACCUUUUGUCACUCUGCUGGGAUGAAUACACUGGGCUCCUUUUUCCUACACACACAUUCUGGUUUGUUCGGUCGUCGGGCUGGCACAUGUGUCCGAUAUCUGCAUUCCUUCUCUGGGAUGACUGUGGCCCAGAUUGAUGAGGAAGUAGCCAAACUGCUGCAGCUAAAGGCUCAAUUGGGGGAAGAUGAUGGAAAACACCAGUUUGUCCUCAAGACUGCAAAGGGAACAAGGGACUACAACCCCAAGCAGAUGGCUAUCCGAGAGAGGGUCUUCAACAUCAUCAUUGGCUGUUUCAAACGCCAUGGAGCUGAAACCAUCGACACACCUGUCUUUGAACUGAAGGAAACACUGACAGGAAAGUAUGGAGAAGACUCCAAGCUCAUCUAUGACCUCAAGGAUCAAGGAGGAGAACUUCUGUCCCUCAGAUAUGACCUUACUGUACCGUUUGCCCGCUACCUUGCCAUGAACAAGAUCACCAACAUCAAGCGAUACCACAUCGCCAAGGUCUAUCGCCGUGACAACCCAGCCAUGACCCGUGGUCGAUACAGGGAAUUCUACCAAUGUGAUUUCGACAUAGCAGGGCAAUAUGACCCCAUGAUUCCAGAUGCCGAGUGCCUGAAAAUCAUCCAUGAAAUCCUUAGUGAGCUGAAUCUGGGAGACUUCCGCAUCAAGGUCAAUGACAGAAGAAUUCUGGAUGGGAUGUUUGCCGUGUGUGGUGUUCCAGAUGAAAAGUUCCGUACCAUCUGUUCAACAGUGGACAAAUUGGAUAAGAUGUCCUGGGAGGAUGUGAAGAAUGAGAUGAUGAACGAGAAGGGGUUAUCGGAGGAAGCUGCUGAUCAGAUUGGGGAGUAUGUAAGCAAGCAGGGCGGAAUGGACCUAGCAGAGCACCUACUCCAGGACCCAAAGAUGUCCCAAAACAAACAAGCCUGCGCCGGCCUGACUGACAUUAAGCAGCUUUUCAGCUACUUGCAAUUAUUCAAUGUUGUAGACAAGGUAGUCUUCGAUCUUAGUCUGGCCCGUGGUUUAGACUAUUACACUGGCAUCAUUUAUGAGGCCGUGUUGCCCCAAGCAGAUGUGCCACCAGCCCCUGUUUCCAUGGAAGCUCAGAAUGGGCCAGCAGGGGCUGCAGAAGAGAGAGUGAGCGUUGGUAGUGUGGCGGGCGGGGGACGCUAUGAUGGCCUUGUGGGCAUGUUCGACCCAAAGGGCAGGAAGGUGCCCUGUGUGGGUGUCAGCAUCGGCAUAGAGAGAAUCUUUUCCAUAAUGGAGCAGAAGGCUGAGGCAUCAGCGGAGAAGGUGCGCACCACAGAGGUCCAAGUGUUGGUGGCAUCAGCACAGAAGAACCUGCUAGAAGAGAGGCUCAAACUCACCAAUGAGCUUUGGAGUUCAGGCAUCAAAGCAGAGGUGAUAUACAAGAAGAACCCCAAGCUACUGAGUCAGCUACAGUACUGUGAGGAUUCAGGAAUCCCCCUGGUUGCCAUCCUCGGAGAACAGGAGCUUAAAGACGGGGUGGUCAAACUCCGUACUGUCGCCACCAGAGAGGAGAUGGAUGUAUCAAGAACUGACCUUAUAAAGGAAAUAAGGAGGAGGACCACUGAGGCGUAGCCAUUCCUAUCUAUACUGAUGACACCCCAGCUGCAUCUCAAUUGGUUUAAAACACAGAAAAGCUUUAUAGCUCCUGGUACUGAUCCUUUGGUGGUCCUCAACCCAGCAUGCAGCAGAUCGCCUCUCCAGCAGCACAUACAAAGACAACUAUUUCUUUCAAUCCUAUCCAGGCAUUUAGGAGAUCAGGCAGCCAAUAACAAUUCUAAGUAAAUAUGACUACAGCUUUUAUGACGGUGUACAUUAAAUUAAUCAAAUAUAUCCUUGGCUGUAAAGUGUCUGAAAUGCAUGCAUUUACUUUGUUAUAGCUGUGUAAAGCAUGUGCUCAGGGGAAUACCUCUGAGACAUAAAUGAAAUCGUAAGCUCUUCAUUCUAAGAAGACUUAAAUCCUAUCUUUACCAUUUGAGCUGUCAGUGACCAGGUCUGCCUUGUGUGUUAUCCAAAUUAUUAAGAGCAAAUCUUGUAGUAGAGCAGCAUCCCAUCUGAGCUGCCAGAGACAAGGAACACCUGUAAGAUAAUGUUACAAAUGUCAGAAUCAUUAAAUAAUCUCAUCUCUGCCUGUAAGAAACAUGCAAGUUCUGUCCAGUGGCCCAAAUAAACAGAAUCAGAUGA
Molecule: messenger RNA, 2646 nt
Organism: Lampris incognitus (smalleye Pacific opah)
Lineage: Eukaryota; Metazoa; Chordata; Actinopteri; Lampriformes; Lampridae
Gene: hars
Product: histidyl-tRNA synthetase
Exons: 14
Coding region: 457-2037 (526 amino acids)
Biological process (GO): mitochondrial translation; histidyl-tRNA aminoacylation
Cellular component (GO): mitochondrion; cytoplasm
Molecular function (GO): identical protein binding; ATP binding; histidine-tRNA ligase activity
Source: RefSeq, a predicted model, not a curated record